Messenger RNA from Dibothriocephalus latus, 336 nucleotides. NCBI's taxonomy places the organism in Eukaryota, Metazoa, Platyhelminthes, Cestoda, Diphyllobothriidea, Diphyllobothriidae. The record is from the annotation of a GenBank genome assembly.
AUGAUUCCCGUGGUAUUGGGCGCCUCGAGAGAAGAUUACUGUGCUAUCGCGCCUCCGAACUCUUUCAUUCACGUGGACGAUUUUUCAUCCCCGGCUGAUUUGGCAGAAUAUCUACAUUGGCUUGAUAGGAAUGACACUGCCUACGCAUCGUACUUUGCUUGGAAGGCCUAUGGCAAAAUAUCGUUUAACAGACGGAACGAGUGUCGCCUUUGUGGUUUAUUGCAUCAGAAUCUCAAUCGACUGGAUGCUAUUCCCACAAAGGGCUUCGAUUACUUCGCCAACCCACAUAUACAGUGCAAAGUACUACCAGAAUUUGAAAAAGAAGUCAACAACUGA